UAAUUACAGUCUUUCCCUCUUGCUCAAAGGUGGCUGGGUAUUAUCAUCAGAGCUGUAAUUAUUCAUGCUAAUUGCUUAUUUGGAGAGGGAGAGGGAACGCGAGAGAGAAGCCCCAGACUCCACACUGGUGAUGAGCAGAACGGACCAGGGGCACUGCCCUACAGCCGGAGCCAGGUAGUGCUGAGGGCUGGAGGCAGAUCCUGGGCUGGAAGGAGGUCCCUGGCUGGAAGGAGAUCCUCAGCGGGAAGGAGAUCCUCGGCUGGAAGGAGGUCAGCGAUGCCCGAGAGGUUGUGAACGAGCGGCGGAGCGGACCUGGCUUUUGUGAUGCUGCCACCUCCGCUGGGACUGAGAAAAAAGAGCAUGCACUUCUUGCAGACCUUCCUCCGGUGGAGGGCACUCCGAGAUGAUGGCCCUUACUCGAAGGGGAGCAAGGACUCCGGUGGGAUGGAUGCAGCCCUGGUCUCCAGGAGGCAAAGCAUCCCAGAAGAGUUCAGAGGGGUCACCAUCGUGGAGCUGAUCAAGAAGGAAGGAAGCACCCUUGGGUUAACCAUUUCGGGUGGCACGGACAAAGAUGGAAAGCCAAGGGUCUCCAAUCUGAGGCCGGGAGGACUGGCAGCAAGAAGUGACCAGCUGAACGUCGGGGAUUACAUCAAGUCGGUGAACGGCAUUAACCUGACCAAGCUGCGGCACGACGAGAUCAUCAGCCUGCUGAAAAACGUGGGCGAAAGGGUAGUGCUAGAAGUAGAGUAUGAGCUGCCGCCAGCCGUGCCGGAGAGCAGUGCUGGCAUUAUUCCCAAGACCAUCGAGGUGUCCCUCUACAAGGAAGGCAACAGCUUUGGCUUUGUGCUAAGAGGGGGAGCCCAUGAAGACUGGCACAAGUCCAGACCGCUGGUGCUCACUUAUGUGAGGCCAGGUGGCCCAGCAGACAGGGAAGGGUCCUUGAAAAUUGGGGACAGGCUGCUGAGCGUUGAUGGGAUUCCUCUGCACAGCAUGACCCAUGCUGAUGCUCUCAAUAUCCUGCGGCAGUGCAGCCAGGAGGCACUCUUCCAGAUAGAGUAUGAUGUGACCAUCAUGGAUACAGUAGCAAAUGCUUCGGGUCCUCUACUGGUUGAAAUAGCAAAGACUCCAGGAUCUACUCUAGGAAUCACACUGACGACAACCACGCAUCGGAACAAGCAGGUCAUUGUCAUUGAUAAGAUCAAGCCGGCCAGUGUGGUGGACAGAUGUGGCGCGUUGCAUGUUGGUGACCAUAUUCUCUCCAUUGAUGGCACGAGCACAGAGCACUGCUCCUUAUUAGAGGCAACUCAGCUUUUAGCUGCCACUUCAGAAAAUGUCAAGUUGGAGAUACUACCUGUUCACCAAAGCAGGCUGCCUUUGAAGCCUCCAGAAACAGUCAAGGUGCAGAAGAGCGACCACCACCACUGCUGGGACCCCUGCGUCAACUACUGUCACACCCACCACCCCGGGCACUGCAAGACGCCCACCUGGAACCAGACGUCUGGACAGGAUUACUGCAAAUCUCUGGUGACUGCCAACUUCUCGUCUCCCACCAUGAAUGCGCAGGGCUUCCCCUGCCAGAACUCCAACACGCUACCUCGCAGCUCCCACCCCAUGAGCCCCCGCACCACCAUGCUGAGGAGGAGGCAGAAGAAGAAGGAGCACAAGAGCUCACUGUCGCUGGCCUCCAGCACGGUGGGUCCUGGUGGGCAGAUAGUCCACACGGAGACGACGGAGGUGGUGCUCAGGGGAGACCCUUUGAAUGGCUUCGGACUUCAGCUCCAGGGAGGCAUCUUUGCUACCGAAACCCUGUCCUCCCCACCUCUCGUCCGUUUUAUUGAGCCUGACAGCCCGGCAGAGAGGUGUGGGCUGCUGCAAGUAGGAGACCGAGUCCUUUCUAUCAACGGCAUUGCGACUGAGGAUGGGACUAUGGAGGAAGCUAAUCAGCUUUUGCGGGAUGCUGCGCUCACGAACAAAGUGGUGCUGGAAAUUGAAUUUGAUGUUGCAGAGUCUGUCAUACCCAGCAGCGGCACUUUCCACGUUAAAUUGCCCAAGAAAAGAGGUGUGGAGCUUGGAAUUACAAUCAGCUCUGCGAGCAGAAAGCCUGGGGAGCCUUUGAUCAUCUCUGACAUCAAGAAGGGGAGUGUAGCGCAUAGAACUGGCACCUUGGAGCCGGGAGACAAGCUGUUAGCCAUUGAUAACAUCCGACUCGACAAUUGCUCAAUGGAGGAUGCUGUGCAGAUUUUGAGGCAAUGUGAAGACCUGGUCAAAUUGAAGAUUAGAAAGGAUGAAGAUAACUCUGAUGAACAGGAGACAACCGGUGCUAUUAUCUACACAGUGGAACUGAAGCGAUACGGCGGGCCCUUGGGAAUAACCAUCUCUGGGACAGAGGAACCUUUCGAUCCCAUCGUCAUUUCAGGCUUGACAAAAAGAGGGCUGGCAGAAAGAACUGGAGCCAUCCAUGUCGGUGACCGAAUAUUAGCAAUUAAUAACGUGAGCCUCAAGGGCAAACCACUGAGCGAAGCCAUCCACCUGCUGCAGAUGGCGGGGGAGACAGUAACUCUGAAGAUCAAGAAACAGAUGGAAAAACCCUAUCCCAAGAAGUCUGGGAGUAUAAAUGAAGUGAGUGACCCUGAAGAUGAACUGACAGACUCCCAGAAAACUAGCAAGCUCUCUGAGAUAUACUCAACCACAAUUCCUAGCGUGGACAGUGCUAUGGAGUCCUGGGAUGGCUCUGGCAUUGAUGCUGGGUAUGGAAGCCAAGGUACGUACAUACCUCAGGCUGCGGGCAUUGCCCUUCAUCCACAUGAAUGGAGACACAGCAGGCAAAAGAGCAGCACCCCUCCUGGGGACCCCAGGAAAAACUACCCCUACAUGGAUGGAAGCUUCAGUGAAGACGACUGGGACAAGCCCAGCAGAUACCCCAACCGCCAAAAUGGCCUUGAGACCACUCACGAGGAUAGUUUUUGGCGUGUUUUUGGAGAAGCUUUGGAGGAUUUGGAAACAUGCGGCCAGUCUGAACUUUUGAGGGAGAUUGAGGCGUCCAUCAUGACGGGGAGCGUACACAACCUGGGCCUGGAGGGCAGCAAGCUGCUCCUGGACUCUGUCAACCCAUCGGGACUGAGCCCAUUGAGGAAAGCCAACACCGGUGAUGACGGACAGACCGAGGGCAGCAGCUCCCCUGCCAAGAAGAACGAGAGGAACCUGGACAUGAAGAAGAUGGAGAAGGAGAUGCAGGAAAUCAUGUCCCCUACCCCCCUCGAGUUUCACAAGAUGACACUCCACAAAGACGCAGAGAGCGAAGACUUUGGAUUCAGUGUGUCGGACGGCCUGUUAGAAAAAGGUGUCUAUGUAAAUAUGGUCCGUCCGGAUGGGCCAGCAGAUCAGUGUGGCCUCAAGCCAUAUGACAGAGUGCUUCAGGUAAACCGCAUCCGAACGAGAGACUUUGACUGCUGUCUGGCCGUCCCCCUGAUCUCAGAGGCUGGAGACAAGCUGGACCUGGUGAUCAGCCGAAACCCCUUGGCGCUGGCUGCCAACGCUCCCCUGGAGGGGAACGGAGAGCUGCCGGCACAGGCAGCCCGUGGUGCCGAGCUCAAGGCGAGCGUCCAAACACUCUGAGCGGCCAGCGCCGGGGGCCUCUGCCAAGCCGUUGUGGUAUUUGGGGUGUUUUUCCUGUUUUUUGCACUGGUAUUUGUAAACGCUGUGUGUACCAUAACCUGCAAGUGGGGAGGUGGGUCUUCGGUGAGCUGUCGCCUGUAGACCGCCAAAAAUUGGGGAAGGCUGGAUCUGGACGUGCAUCUCGGGCCGUGGGCAGCGCAUGCGAUGGGACGAGCUGCUGGUGGGAGGAAGGAACAUCCCUCGCCCCCCCGCGGCUGGGCAUCCCCUGUGCCCAGGCUGUCGCCCUGAAGGCCUUGGCCAUCCUACAAACACACAUGGUGCUAUUAUUUUUCUUGUUUGUUCUGUUAAUCGCAUACAGCAAGACUGAAACGCCUUUUUUCUGUUGUACCCAGCUCCACCCUUUAAACACUCCUGAUAAAUCGAUUUCCGCAGCCCCUUUCACUCCACAGCAGGGCUGUGGAGGGCCCUGUUUAAAAGACAUUUCAAAAUGCGCUUGAUGGUGGCUGGGUAUGGUUCUUGUUCAAAAAUCAGGAUUUGCAGCUGCCUCCUGCCAGCCCCUUCCACCCUCUCCCACCAGGGCUGGCUCACCACACCACCCGCUGCCCUGCGAUGAGGCAACUCCUCUCACCAUCGCUUCCCAUGAGCCAUGCAGUUACCUGUGCUGCAGUAGUUAUACAGAGCACAGUGCUGUGCCCAAGGCUGGAGGUCCUGAAUACCUACCCACAACCCUGGCCACCUUGUUCAGAUGGGUGUUACAGAGAUCUGUUGCUUGCAAACUGUGCCGCCAAGUAAAUAGCAGAAAAGCAAUCAUCCCAGGGCUGCCCCCCGAUGUUUUGAAUUAAUAAAACCUUGUUGUCUUUUGCCAGGCAGUGGCAUGAGAAGCUCUUUGUUAGAUGGAGAUUGUGCAUCCGUGUCCCCACCUGCGCUGGCAGUGUGUGUGCCCAUGUGGGUUCGGCUGCUUGCCCUUGGUCUGCUCCCUUUGCCUGUCGCUGGCUUCUCCGUGGCUUCACAAGCAUGGUGCCCCCCGGGUUGUCCCUCCCUCCUGAGCGCCCCCAGCCCAUGGGAGGAGACAGCUGAGAUAUUUGCAUCGGCUUCCUCAUCUGCCUGCCAGGACGGAGUCAAAAUGCGGCCGUGGGCUCUUCUUCCUCCUCUCCCGGCCCCACGAGUUCCUCCUGUGGCAGAUGCUCUGUGUUUCAUGUACUAGCACUUUAUGAUGAUGUUAAUGUCCCGGCACGGGUGUGAUCCUGGCAUCACACUCCCUGGGAAGGCUCAGGCAUGGCAGAUGAGGAGCUCGCGUGGUUGGGGACCCACAGCCCCAGUGACCACUGCCCCCUUCCCUGCUCACACUUUUUGUUCCUUCAUCACCACCUUCAUGCUGGUGCUGUGUUCGGGGUGCCGUAGGGGUGUACGCAGCAUGUUUUUUGUUUUGCUGAGCCAGGACUCACCCCCGCAUCCAUCCCCACUCCGUCCCUGCGCAAUAGCCCGACGUAUGGGGUGUUUCUUUGAGAUGUGUCCAGCCCCAUCCAGCUACUUGUCGUUGUAGCCAUUUUCUCUUCAAGUAUGCAAUAUCCCAUACCAUUGCUGCCACAACUAGAUAAUGUGCCAUAAUUGAUACUGUGGAGCAUUGACAGUGCAGCCGAAAGUGUUUUUAUAUGCAAUAUCUGAACAGUGGAAGCUCGCUGAGGCUUCUCAUAGGUUUUUAAUGAAGACUUUUAUUAAAGGCUUUAAAAAAGGAAGAAAAACUUGGUCCUUGUAUCCCUUCCUAUGCUUUUGAAUGAUAUGAAGAUGAAAUGCAUUACUUAAAUGUGUAUUUUUAUCCAUAUAUUAGAGUGUAUUCCUUGUAAAGUAUUUUUAUAUGCUAAUUUUCUUAUGUAUCUAUGAAAGCACAAUAUUUAAAAGUACAGCAUUUCAAAGAAUAUUUUAGUCCUGUUUUGGACCUAUUUGUAAAUCUCUGUAUUUAAAUGGGAUUGCAAUGACUUUGACUUUUUUUUUUUUUUUUAAUUAAAUAAAAGCAAAUGA
Cygnus olor (mute swan) is the source of this 5634-nucleotide messenger RNA. RefSeq names its product glutamate receptor interacting protein 2 (gene GRIP2). Gene Ontology annotation, biological process: neurotransmitter receptor transport, endosome to postsynaptic membrane. The record is from RefSeq and is a predicted model, not a curated record. Gene Ontology annotation, molecular function: protein binding. NCBI's taxonomy places the organism in Eukaryota, Metazoa, Chordata, Aves, Anseriformes, Anatidae.